AUGGCAGCCACCGCGAAACGCCCCGAGAUCAUCGAACUUUCCCGUGAUCUACGAGGAAUUCCACAAUGCGAGGACUAUGAACGCAUGAUUUCUGGGAUGAUGUACAAUCCCAAUACCCCCAAAUUGCUGGAAGCGCGCCACCAAUGCCGUGGUCUUGCAGCGGACUAUAAUAAUCUCGACACCAAAACCAUUUCCUACGAUCAAGUCUUUGAGAAGAGACUCGAAUUGCUCCGAAAGUUGGUUGGUAAAGUCGGCGACGGCACCUUCAUCGAGCCGCCCUUCCUACCAGACUAUGGCUGCAACGUGAUUAUCGGAAAGGAUUGCUUUAUCAACUGGAAUGUCACUAUAUUAGACACCAGUCUUGUUGUGAUCGGCGAUCGAGUCCAAAUUGGCACCGGCGCCAGUAUUUUCACUGCCGGCCACGAUACCAGCAUUCUCUCCCGUCAGAAGUUCGUCGAGUUCGGUCACCCGGUUUUCAUUGAGGACGAUUGCUGGAUUGGUGGAAACGUCAUAAUUCUUCCUGGUGUGCGCAUUGGAAAAGGUUCGACCAUUGGGGCUGGAUCUAUUGUGACCAAGGACAUCCCUGCAUAUUCGGUGGCCGUGGGCAGUCCAUGCCGAGUGAGGAAGACGAUUCAGUCUGCGGAGGAAGAGGAGCAAGAUCCCAAUAAUCCCUACCGCAAUCUGGUUCGCCAGGAUUAG
Messenger RNA from Penicillium olsonii, 699 nucleotides. The record is from the annotation of a GenBank genome assembly. NCBI's taxonomy places the organism in Eukaryota, Fungi, Ascomycota, Eurotiomycetes, Eurotiales, Aspergillaceae.